Molecule: messenger RNA, 1830 nt
Organism: Parnassius mnemosyne (clouded apollo)
Lineage: Eukaryota; Metazoa; Arthropoda; Insecta; Lepidoptera; Papilionidae
Source: the annotation of a GenBank genome assembly
AUGAGUACUUCAGGUAGAGGGCCGGCGAAGCGGAAGGUAAAGCCUGUCGAACCUCAAUCGUUAUUAGAUUUUGAUUUAGGCGAAGGUGAGAGCUCAGAUGAUUCGGAUUUCCGUAUUGAGGAUCAUCCGGAAGAAAGUGAUGAUUACUCCAUCAACAGUGACGAUGAUGACAAAAAAGAAGAUGAAAAGAGUGUCAGUUCCGAUGAUCAGUCAGGAUCAGAUAUUGAAAACAAUUUCAAAAACUCUGCUAACAAACUCGGGGAAGAGUUGUGUGUUACGGACCUACUUGCAAAGGCCAAGCAAAAGGAAUUCAAGUUUCCAGGUGACUUAGCCAAUGUCUUAAUUUGUGCUGGUUGUUUGGGCUCUAGAAGUGAUGAUUUUAAUGAGAUUGUGGAAUGUGAUGGUUGUGGUGUUACUGUACAUGAAGGUUGCUAUGGAGUUUCUGAUGUGACGAGUGAGUCUAGUACAGUUAGUUCAGCUUCAACUGAACCAUGGUUUUGUGAAGCUUGUAAAGCCGGAGUUAAGGAUCCUAACUGUGAAUUGUGCCCUAAUAAAGGUGGUAUUUUUAAGGAAACGGAAGUAGGUGCUUGGGUGCAUCUGGUAUGUGCUCUUUAUGUCCCUGGGGUGGCUUUUUCUGAGGUGGAGCGUCUUUCUGGUGUGACUCUGUUUGAGAUGGCUUACUCGCGUUGGGGCGCGCGGUCGUGCGCUCUGUGUGCGGACGCGACGUUAGCACGCACUGGUGUUUGUGUGGGAUGCGAUGCAGGACUAUGCAAAACAUUUUUCCACGUUACUUGUGGACAGCGUGAAGGUUUAUUAGCAGAAGCACAUUCUGAGGAGGUGGAACAAGCUGACCCAUUUUAUGCACAUUGUCGGCUACACUCCGACAAAACGCUUGUUAAGAAACGCAAGAGGAAUUGGCUCGCUUUGCAACUUCGAACUGAAAAAAGAAAAUUGGAAUUACAGAAUAAUCUCAGUACAGAAGAGAAGAUCAGGAUACAACGGAAACUGAUCAAAUACCGAAGAAAAUAUUCACAGCAGAAAGAAAAUAGAAAUCCGCCAUGGGUUCCAACUCAAAAGAUGGCGCGGAUGCUCUACAGCAGCGCUUCUGCCAUGAGGAGGUUCCAAAAGAAAGCGGAAUGUAUGGGAAUAGAUACCCACGCACUUGAAUUUCAAGAUGCACAGAUGGCUGCACUUAAGGACGUAUCUCGCAGAUGGCAUGUGCCACCGGCAUUUUCAGUUGAGUUUGUUGGGUACUAUUUAGAACGAAACACUCGCGUGACGUCACUACGAAGAUCGCUCGAGCGUCUUACAAAGGAAAAUGAAAAGCUACUUGGAGAGGAUGACAAGCUUCGAGCCGAAUAUGAUGAGGCAUCCAAAGAGAAUACCGACGCUCUUGCAGAAUUGGCUUCUACGCGACUAGCAUUGCAGAAGAUCUACGAUGUUAUCAUUAUGAUUUCUCCUAAGAAGACUAUACCAUCUAUAAUGGAAGAAAAGCCCUUGUUACCUCCUGUAAUACCAAGGUCGACACCUAAAGUCACACCCCAGCAAUUACAGAAACGGUCAAUGUCUGUGCCCACCGCAGCUGCACUUAAGAUGGGCGUUGGUUUUCCUCUUAGCGACAAUCCGGACGCUCGCCAUGGAAAAGUUUUGUCAACUUCGCUUGAAGCCACGUGUUUCGCGCUGGCGGCAAAAGAGUGCGCGGCGUGCGGUCGCAGCAGCGAGCGCCAUCUGAUGGCGGCGUGCGACACGUGCCAGCAGCACUACCACCUGCACUGUCUUAACCCGCCGCUGCAGCGCCCGCCCAAGAAGAGCAAGCAGUACGGCUGGUGA